This is a messenger RNA of Vicia faba (fava bean), 1026 nucleotides long. The record is from the annotation of a GenBank genome assembly. Lineage: Eukaryota; Viridiplantae; Streptophyta; Magnoliopsida; Fabales; Fabaceae.
AUGCGCACUCUCUCAUUCCCAUCACCAUGUCUAUCUUCUUCUUCUUCUUCUUAUUGUUCUCUUCACAUCAACAAUUCCAAUUCCACGUUCAAUAAUCGCUUAUUCUCUUUUCCAAUUUCUUCUUCUAUCUUACUAACACCGCAUUCUUCUCUCAAACAGACCAAAAAACAAUCUACUAAGACCAAUAACACUACUCCGUCUCGGUUAAAGCUUUUGUUUAACCCCAAAGGGGAAGAGGAUAAGAGUGAUGGUAACAAGAAUAAAAGUAGAAAAUCUGAAUCUGAUAAAGGGGAGGAGGAGAAUGAUGCUACUGCUUUGAAGGGUACAAUUUUGGCCGGUGUUUUGCUAAUUGGCUUUGUUGGGGGUUUUGCUUCGGUUGGUUAUUUCUAUAGAGAACCUAUUAAUGUUUUCUUGACUCAGUUCUCUGGCUUCAUUGAAGGUUAUGGUUCAGCUGGGUAUGCAUUGUUUGUAGCUGUUUAUGCUGGAUUGGAGAUCCUUGCAAUUCCUGCCAUUCCCUUAACCAUGUCAGCUGGACUUCUUUUUGGAUCUGUUACUGGCACUAUCAUAGUCUCUAUCAGUGGAACAGUGGCGGCUAGUGUUGCUUUUCUAAUUGCAAGAUAUUUUGCUCGCGAGCGCAUUCUAAAACUAGUGGAAGGAAACAAGAAGUUUCUUGCUAUUGACAAAGCAAUCGGAGAGAAUGGCUUCAAGGUUGUGACCCUGCUUCGUUUGAGCCCGUUGCUGCCAUUUUCUUUGGGGAAUUAUUUAUAUGGAUUGACAUCUGUAAAGUUUCUUCCGUAUGUAUUGGGAAGACAUAAUUGCAGUUGGUUGGGGAUGCUUCCAGGAACAUGGGCUUAUGUUAGUGCAGGUGCUUUUGGAAGAGCAAUAAUCCAAGAAGAAUCUGAACUUAGUGCACUAGGAGGAAACAAUCAGCUACUGACCCUUGGGCUUGGACUAUUCGUCACCGCAUUAGCUGCUACAUACGUCACGAAACUUGCAAAGGAUGCUGUCAAAGACAUCGACGACUAG